AUGACGAUGAACGAUGGGCAGGGCAACAUUGGCGACCUCGAAGCCGACGAUGACGAUGACGCUGGUGUGGGCACUCAGGCCAAAGCCGAGGCGAUGGAUGAGGAUGACGACGACGUGGAUCCCCUGGACGCUUUCAUGAGCGGGGUUAAGGAAGAGGUGAAGAAGGUGAACAUGGAGGAUAUGAAGAAGAUGAAAACCACAGCAGCACUCGGAGUCAGGCUGGAUGAGCGGGAGGGCGAGGAGGGUGAGGAGGAGGGGCCUGAACCCGAUGAGCUCGACUCCACGAACCUCAACCCUGAAGACAUCCUUGCGCUGGCGGCGAAGAAGGCCAGGAAGAAGGACCUUGCGGCAAUCGACCAUUCACGCAUCCCGUACGAGCCUUUCCGCAAGGAGUUCUAUGUCGCCCCGCCGGAUGUUGCAGAGAUGACUGACGAGGACGCGGAGUUGCUGCGGCUGGAGCUCGACGGCAUUAAAAUCCGAGGCGUCGACUGUCCUCGCCCUGUCACGAAAUGGAGCCACUUCGGACUUCCUGCAAGCUGCCUGGAAGUGAUCAAGAAGCUGAACUAUGCGGCACCCACGCCCAUUCAAGCACAAGCCGUUCCCGCAAUCAUGUCAGGCCGCGAUGUCAUCGGCGUCGCGAAAACCGGUUCGGGAAAGACCAUCGCUUUCCUCCUCCCAAUGUUCCGGCAUAUCAAAGACCAAAGACCUUUGGAGCAAAUGGAAGGGCCCGUUGCGGUAGUCAUGACUCCGACCCGCGAACUAGCGGUGCAAAUUCACCGCGAAUGUAAGCCAUUUCUCCGGGUCUUGGGCCUCCGCGCCGUUUGUGCAUACGGCGGGUCUCCUAUCAAAGACCAGAUCGCGGAAAUGAAGAAGGGCGCCGAAAUCAUUGUCUGCACUCCGGGUCGGAUGAUCGAUCUACUCACCGCGAACUCUGGACGGGUCACGAACUUGAAGCGAGUGACAUACAUGGUCCUCGACGAGGCUGAUCGGAUGUUCGACAUGGGUUUCGAACCGCAAGUCAUGAAGAUUGUGAACAACAUCCGUCCGGACCGCCAAACGGUGCUCUUCUCAGCCACGUUCCCGAGGCAGAUGGACUCGCUUGCGCGCAAGAUCCUGAAGAAGCCUCUCGAGAUCACCGUCGGCGGGCGCUCCGUGGUGGCUGCCGAGAUCGACCAGAUCGUGGAAGUGCGGGAAGAAGACAGCAAGUUCAACCGCCUGCUGGAGAUCCUUGGGCAGACGUACAACGAGGACCCGGAGUGCCGGACGCUUAUAUUCGUCGACCGCCAAGAAGCCGCCGACAACCUGCUUCGGGAGCUCAUGCGCAAAGGGUACCUUUGCAUGUCACUGCACGGUGGCAAAGACCAGGUCGACCGCGACUCGACGAUCGCGGACUUCAAAUCCGGUGUCGUGCCGAUCGUCAUCGCCACCUCCGUCGCUGCACGUGGUUUGGACGUGAAGCAGCUGAAGCUUGUGAUCAACUUCGACGCCCCGAACCACAUGGAGGACUACGUGCAUCGUGCUGGGCGCACGGGACGGGCGGGAAACAAGGGGACGUGCGUCACGUUCAUCACGCCCGAGCAAGACAGGUAUUCGGUCGACAUCUACCGUGCCCUCAAAGCGAGCAAUGCCACGGUUCCGAAGGAGCUCGAAGACCUCGCCAACGGCUUUUUGGAGAAAGUCAAGUCUGGGAAGGCGAAGGUGGCAGGGUCCGGGUUCGGAGGCAAGGGUCUCGACCGUCUCGAUCAAGAACGCGACGCGAAAGAGAAGGCGGAGCGCAAGGCGUACGGCGAGCCGGAAGAAGAGAAGGCUGCGGCGGAGGCUGCGGCAACGACAGAGACCAAGACGGGGCCGGACGAGAUGACGUUCGGCAACAUCCAGGUCGAGGUCAAACGCGGGCCGGCGCCGGACUCGUCGAAGGGCAUGCUCGGGGUGGCGGGGGCUGCGGCUGCGGCGCGGCGGCUGGCGCAGGCGAAGGAGGAGGAGAAGCUGCAGAACUCGCUCAAGGCGGCGCAGGAGGCGGCGGAGCGGGCGGGGAAGGACACGGCGGCGAGCAAGCAGGCGCUGAGCGUGGUGGCGAAGCUGAACGCACAGCUGCGCGCGCACAAGCUCGUCGCGCAGUCGCAGAUCCAGCACGAGGAGCUCACGUCGAAGCGGCCGGCGAUUGACGCGACGGAGUUCCACGCGAUCAUCCCGAUCAACGACUACCCGCAGAAGGCGCGCUGGCGGGUGACGAACAAGGAGACGAUGGUGCAGCUGAUUGAUAUGACGGGGGCAUCGGUGACGAACAAGGGUAUCUACUACGAGGCGGGCAAGGAGCCUCCCGCGGAAGGUCCGCCGAAGCUGCACCUUCUCAUCGAAUCCAACGAAGAGUGGCGGGUGGAACAAGCGGUCCGGGAGAUCAAGCGGCUGCUGGUCGAGGCGUCCGCGGCGGCGUUGCAAGCCGAGAUGCGGAAUCCGACUGCCACUGCGGGCAGAUACAGCGUGGUGUGA
Messenger RNA from Epithele typhae, 2490 nucleotides. RefSeq names its product P-loop containing nucleoside triphosphate hydrolase protein. Gene Ontology annotation, biological process: mRNA splicing, via spliceosome. NCBI's taxonomy places the organism in Eukaryota, Fungi, Basidiomycota, Agaricomycetes, Polyporales, Epitheliaceae. Gene Ontology annotation, molecular function: ATP binding; RNA helicase activity; nucleic acid binding. The transcript is spliced from 7 exons. The record is from RefSeq and is a predicted model, not a curated record. Gene Ontology annotation, cellular component: nucleus. The coding region runs from base 1 to 2490 and encodes 829 amino acids.